Gadus chalcogrammus (walleye pollock) is the source of this 2068-nucleotide messenger RNA. It is a transcript of the gene cpne7, whose product is annotated as copine VII. Gene Ontology annotation, cellular component: plasma membrane. Bases 16 to 1707 code for a protein of 563 amino acids. Gene Ontology annotation, biological process: cellular response to calcium ion. Lineage: Eukaryota; Metazoa; Chordata; Actinopteri; Gadiformes; Gadidae. The record is from RefSeq and is a predicted model, not a curated record. The transcript is spliced from 15 exons. Gene Ontology annotation, molecular function: calcium-dependent phospholipid binding.
UCACCCCCAGCAAGGAUGAAUGACAUUCAGGAGGCCACAUCUCCAGCAGCCAGCAUGGGUGGUCCUGUCACCUGUGUCUCUAAAGUGGAACUUCGCGUCUCCUGCAAAGCUUUGCUGGACAGAGACACGCUGAAUAAGUCCGAUCCCUGUGUCAUUAUUAUGGUGCAGGCUCAAGGGCAAUGGACAGAGCUGGACAGGACAGAGGUCAUCAAAAGCAACCUGCAUCCAGUUUUUGCCAAGGUCUUCAUGGUGGACUACUACUUUGAGGAGGUUCAGAAGCUACGGUUUGAGGUGUAUGACAUCCACGGCACGCACAGCAUUGGGACCCGCGACGAUGACUUCCUCGGGGGUGUGGAGUGUACCCUCGGCCAGAUUGUGGCCCAAAAGAAGAUGGUAAAGCCCUUGCUGUUAAAGUACGGAAAAUAUGCUGCAAAGUCAACGAUCACGGUGCAUGCAGAGGAGAUUUCCGGAAACAAUGGAUACCUUGAGCUUUCCUUCUGUGCAAAGAAGCUGGAUGAUAAGGAUCUCUUCAGUAAGUCUGACCCAUUUCUGGAAAUUUAUCGGAUGAACGACGACGGAACUGAACAGCUGGUGCACAGGACUGAGGUGAUCAAAAACAACUUGAACCCGGUUUGGGAGCCCUUCAAAGUGUCCCUCAUAUCCCUGUGCAGCUGCGAUGAGGACCGGAAACUCAAGUGCCUUGUCUGGGAUUAUGACUCCAGAGGAAAGCAUGACUUCAUUGGGGAGUUCUAUGCAACUUUCAGGGACAUGCAGAAAAUAUCCAGUGGGAUCAAGGUGUCGUGGGAUUGUGUAAAUCCAAAGUACAAGCAAAAGAAAAGGAACUACAAGAACUCUGGUGUUGUCAUCCUCAGCGACCUUAAGCUCCACAGAGUGUACUCCUUCUUGGACUACAUCAUGGGAGGAUGCCAGAUCCAUUUUACGGUAGCCAUUGAUUUCACAGCCUCCAAUGGGGACCCCCGGAACAGUUGCUCCCUGCACUACAUCAACCCCUACCAGCCCAAUGAGUACCUCAAGGCCCUGAUAGCAGUGGGAGAGAUCUGUCAGGACUACGACAGUGACAAAAGAUUUUCAGCCUUGGGAUUUGGAGCCCGAAUUCCACCAAAUUAUGAGGUUUCCCAUGACUUUGCUAUUAAUUUCAACCCUGAAGAUGAUGAAUGUGAAGAGAUCCAAGGGGUGGUUGAGGCUUACCAGAACUGCCUUCCCAAGAUCCAGCUCUACGGGCCCACCAACGUGUCGCCCAUCAUCAGCCGGAUAGCCAAGCUCGCUGCAGGGGAGGGGACCAUUAAAGAUGCUUCGCGGUACCACAUUCUGCUCAUCCUGACGGACGGCGUGGUGACCGACAUGGCGGACACACGCGAGGCCAUCGUGCGUGCCUCCUACCAGCCCCUGUCCAUCAUCAUCGUCGGCGUGGGCAACGCAGACUUCACAGACAUGCAGAUCUUGGACGGAGACGACGGGGUUCUGCGCUCGCCAAAGGGAGAGCCGGUCCUUAGGGACAUUGUUCAGUUUGUGCCCUUCAGGGACUUCAAAACGGCUUCCCCGGCGGCGCUAGCCAAAUGCGUGUUGGCAGAGGUUCCCAAGCAAGUGGUGGAGUACUACAGCCACAGGGCCAUCUCCCCCAUGAGUCCUGGGAGGGGCCCCUCACCGCCCGCACUCAGCCCCCUCACCAGCAUCCCGACUGAAUGAACACGCCCACUACGCCAGCAUUGUCCCCGGAGACGUCAGCAUUAGCGAAGGGCUUGACGAGCGUCGUGUCUCAAGGGCAAGAAAUACGUCUUUGAGGUUGUGACUGUUUGAUUUAUUUUCAUUCCUCCAAAGGUGAUAAAACAACAGAUCUUCAUUCCGUUCCCCCUACUCAAACUGGAUUGGUUUCUUGUGUUUCCCAGCAGCAUGCUGACGCUUGGCUCAUCUCAUGUUUUGUAUUGGAUGCAUGCAGGCCGUUCUCCUUGGUAACGAUGAACUAGGAACACAGUGACGACACGCUUGCCACACAGCUGUCCACUGCAUCCCUUAAAGGUGCUGUAGGUAAGGUCUCACUAUCUUAAAU